AUGGCCACCCCCGCAGCAGCAGCCGCCAUCUUCAAAGCCGCUCUUCCCUCUCGCAAUGGAAACGCAGGCUCGGGCUCGGGCUCGGGCUCGGGCUCGGGCUCGGGCUCAGGCUCUGGUACAGGAGGUACAUCGAUCCGAGGAGCUGCCGGAGGUGCUGCGGCUGGAUCUGCAGGUGGGAGAGGCGUUCGAAGGAAUGAGGAUGUCGGAAUGAGUGAUGCUUCGAGUGGGGUUGUUAGGAAGGGGAAGGUGGGAGGUCAUCGAUCGACUGGACCGAUGGGAGAAAGGGUGAGUACACAGUCAUCCCAGGAGGGCCGGGGACGCAAGGCGUGGUGGACGUUCGGCAACGGACACCGGCAGCUGCUGCAGUCGCUGUCACAGCACGAUGGGUCGACAACACAGCUAGCAGACGUGCAAAACUCACUUGGUGCUCCGGGUCGCAUGCUCCGGUGCAUUUCGUGAAAGGAAGCAGCUCGUUUGCUUUGAACGGGACGUGACUUGUGAAUUCGACGCGCUGCAGCCACAUCAGUCAACCCCGAGUUCACCGCCCACGUUGCCCGGUCAAUCUCUGCAUAAAGGAAGGAAUGCUUACCAAAGAUCAUUGUUCCCACAGCCGGGCAAAGGGAAUCGAGGCGGUAGAGCAGGGCCGAGUGGAGGUCGAAAUCCAGGGCCCGCCGUGAUUCACGGGACAAAUCGAAACGUCGACUCGGCCCAGAAGACGCCUCGCUCGACCAAUAACAUCGACAAUCUGCGCUUGUUCCUCAGCAUGCGCUACUCAGUCGAACUGCGCAUGCUCAAUCUCGAGUACCUCGCCGACGACCCGACCCUCAAAAAGUACGGCAUCAUGCCUCCCGGUCACAAGGACAGCGCCACCAACCUCGCCGCCGUGUGGUGGAAACUCGCCGCCGAGAUGUUCCCAGAGGUACGCCAUCAUCGCAUCUUGAAUGUGGUGGACUAGAAGAUAAUGUGGGCUAACAUUUGACCCCGAAUCGCUCGCACAUAGGUCGUCUCACUCUCCCUCGCCAACAACAAUUUUCCUUCCCUGCUCCCUUUUUCACCCCAUCUCCUCACGACAUCACUACCCAAUAUCGAGAACCUGUCGCUCGCCAACAACAGGCUCAGGGCCUUCCACGACCUCGACCCGUUGAGUCCUCAUACGGGCAAGGUUCGGAACGAUGGCAAGCCCAAGGGGUUCCCCAAGCUCAGGGAGCUCGUCCUCAAGGGCAACCCCAUGGUCGAAAAGAGCGACUACAAAAGGUGAGGAAGCGUGGAGUCCGAUUCCAUAGCACUCGAACUGAACAGGAAAGUCAACACAAUGUUCCAGACAAAUCGCCCGGCGGUUCAGCACUCUCUCCUCGUUGGACCAAGAACCAUUCGACACGUCCAUCGCUUUCUCGGACCGACCCGGCGAUUCCGCGUCGGAUCUCCCCGCCGGUCUCUCCCCUGGUCUCGCUCGACAAGCCGCCAAAGGGCGAAAUCGAGAAGCGAUCGUAUUUCCUGUGCCAAUCGCUCCAGGAUUCUUUGACCUCGAAGUCACGCGCGACUUUGUGGCCGGCUUUUUGGGCAAAUUUUUCCCCGCCUACGACUCGGAUCGUUCGACGCUGCUGCCUGUGUAUGCACCCUCCUGUACCUUUUCCUUCAGCACAGACACGGUCCCACCGUCGAGGUCACGAGCAAAGCGCAUCGGUGCCAAGCAUGACAAGUUUUUGCCGAAUCAGCACAAGCUCGACUGGAAGGACUACAUCACCGCGACGGGGAGCCGGAACCUGACGCGGGUUCGAAGGCCCGAGAAACGCGUUGCGACGCUCCAACUCACGCCUCAGGACGUCAUUCGGUCCCUUAAGUCGUUGCCCAAGACCCAGCACCCGCUCGACGAUCCGACAAAGUUCGUGUUUGAUUGCUUCACAUUGCCUGCGUUCCUCGGGCCGAGCGCACCGGGUGGAGAGCCCGAGACCGUCAUUAUGGCUUGCGUUCAUGGCGAAUUCACCGAAUGCGAGUAGAUUACUUGCCUUGCCUCUUUUCCUAUCCUUCCUAAAUAUUUGAGCAUUCACUAACCCCUGCUUCCAAACCCGCGGCGCACAGUGCCCUGCAAAGGUGUUCGAUCGUUCGAUCGAACCUUCAUUCUGGCGCCCGCACCUCCUGGUUCCCCGUGAGUAGUAGUCUUCAACGCAUAUACGUGAUCUUCUAACGUGGCCACUGAUAUGUUGAACAUCUCGUACCUCGCAGAGCGCACAAUGCUGGCUGGCCGUGCGUGAUCGUAUCGGAGCAAAUGACUGUGCGUGGGUAUUCAAGCCCCAUCGCAUGGGCUCCUGAAGGCAGCAAGGACGGACCCUCAGCAGCAGCUGGACCUGCCUCAACUGGGACUGCUACUCAAGAACGAGCACCAGGGAUUGUACGUAGUCACGUUUAGUCCGAGGAUCGAGCGACGCUUCCGCAAAGUCUGAGCAGAUUUUCAUACCCGCUUGGGGCGCCGCAGACGGACGAGCAACAGAUGAUUGUCCUCCAAUUGCAAUCCGUGACGAACCUCACGUACUCGUUCGCGUAUAUGUGUCUCGAACAAAACGCCUGGGUCCCCGAAACCGCCUUGGCCAACUUUCAGCAACUGCACGCGAGCGGUGCGAUCCCCGCCGAGGCCUUCGUUAAGCGCUGA
This is a messenger RNA of Microbotryum saponariae, 2647 nucleotides long. Lineage: Eukaryota; Fungi; Basidiomycota; Microbotryomycetes; Microbotryales; Microbotryaceae. The record is from the annotation of a GenBank genome assembly.